AUAUUGUUUUGCAGGGAUCCCAGUCACUUGUCUAGCUGUAUUUGUAGGAACUUGCUCAAUUUGGGACGAUGCUGAUGCUUUCCUGGGCCUACAACAUCUCACCUGCGAUCUCUGACUCUGUUUAAAAGCUUUUUAUUUAGGCUGAUCAAUUUCAACUGGAUGCUGCGGUUCGUAGAUGUUUUUGUGUCUUAUCCUGACAGCUUUCUCGAAGAAAUUGGGAACUGAGAGAAAAGAAUCUUUUUGCAUCUGCAUGGAAUGAGAACAGAAUCUAAAUUGGGAUUUAGGCGUUUCAACAAUGACAGUUUGUGUACGGCUAGUGAAUCACAGCGUGGGUCUCUUUCUUGUCCUGUAGGGUACAGUGCAGUUCAUGGUGUAUGUUUUGAAUCAAUAGAUUGUUUGUUUGGUUUUACUGUUGUUGCGUGCAUGUGUCUGCCAGCAUACGAGGAGGCUGCGUCACUUUAACGGGUCCGCGAGGCUUGUGUUUUGGCAGUAGGUGUGAAACGUGGUCUAUCCCGGCUGUGUCCUUCAGGACACAAAAGCAUCCUUGUCAGAAUCAGAGGUAAACGGGGAGGCAUUCAGUGUAAUUGCUCGGCGCUGCCGUACACACUUGCACUUGUUCAAAUGUACUCGUGGGAACGGUGUUUUCGCUUGAGUGAAAGAGUACGGAGUGUUCCGUUUGCCUCCUUGACUCUUAGUAGGUCAGUAGGUUCAUUCCUCACAAAUCUGAAGUAAAUUUCUUUGCGGGACAGUAAGAUUCUUAAGACUUUCUCUACAAGUGAAUAGAGAGACCCAAACAGUUUCCUUGUUCAUGUUGAGCAUUACUUUGGGUUUGAUUUUGGGUACUGUAGCUAGAAUUAGGUUAGUCUAAUUUUGUACGACAAGGCAAGGACAAGUCUCAAAACAUUUUGACUGAAGAGUUAUUGUAGGGUUGUAUUUGAAGUGAUGUUGUGCCCGGCCUCCUGUUUCCCACUCCUGAGGGAUUUGUCCCAGUUGCGGUGCCUACUCAGUUGGCCACGACAACGAGGUGUUUGUGUCACAGGCACAAAUCGACCGGUUUGUCAUACCAAACCACUUCCUGGAAGCAAGUAUGCCUCAGCUGGAUGUCUGCUGUCCCUCCACCACAGCGAGAAGCCAGAGCAUGAAGAAGUCUGUGAGUUCCGCCCGUACACCUGCCCAUGCCCCGGAGCUUCCUGUAAAUGGCAGGGCUCCCUGGAGGCCGUCAUGCCACAUCUCAUGCAUGCCCACAAAUCCAUUACCACCUUACAGGGCGAGGACAUUGUCUUUCUGGCCACGGAUAUUAAUCUACCGGGGGCUGUGGACUGGGUCAUGAUGCAGUCAUGUUUCGGGCACCACUUCAUGCUUGUUCUAGAGAAGCAGGAGAAAUACGAGGGACACCAGCAGUUCUUUGCCAUCGUGCUGCUCAUUGGCACGCGAAAGCAAGCGGAGAACUUUGCCUACCGCCUCGAGUUGAACGGCAACCGUAGGCGGCUCACAUGGGAGGCCACGCCACGCUCGAUCCAUGAUGGCGUAGCAGCGGCCAUCAUGAACAGUGACUGUCUUGUAUUUGAUACCUCUAUUGCCCACCUGUUUGCAGACAACGGCAACCUGGGUAUCAACGUUACCAUCUCCAUGUGCUGAGGUGGCAGUGUAAGGCUUUUUCCAGUGACCCAAACCUAGGACAACCCCUGCUCCCUAUCAGACUGCAGGUUCUGAAGGCAACGGCUGGGAGAUGUAUACAUUUGUGUAUAUUUCUGUUCAAGAGUCAUACGCUAAAAUAGCGCACACUUUCCAGAUUCACUAGUGGGUUAGUAUGCUAGACGGAUGGCAAGAGUCCUUCUCGAGAUGAAGCGGGGAGUGUGCAGGUGUUAGCUAUCAGUUGAAGGCAUUGGUGCAAUUGAGAAUUUCUUUUGCCCACCCCAAGGAUACAAACACCUCAACUUUCUGAUUACACCUUCGAUAAAAGUUCGGGUGUGGAUGACCACCGUCGCAGAAUCAAAAUGCUAACUUAGGAAGAGUCUAGGCAUGAAGGUGUAACAUUUGCCUCAGAAGCUUAUAAAACCUAUGUGUACAAAAACUGCACUGACUACUUUGGUUUUCGUCUUUGGAUAUUGAGUGAAACCAUGGAAAUUGUACAUGGCAAUGUAAAUGGUAAUCCUCUGAAUUUCAUGGUUGUAUAUUGGUUUGAUAAAACAAUGCCCAUGGUGGAAAUAAAAUACACUUGCAAAAAUGACUACAUAGCCACCAUGUUUGUAAGGCAAGAAUCUGACCUCUUCAUUAAAUUUUUUCCUUUCUUUUUUAAAAAAAAAAAAC
Messenger RNA from Sinocyclocheilus rhinocerous, 2310 nucleotides. Its product is annotated as E3 ubiquitin-protein ligase Siah2-like. Gene Ontology annotation, biological process: proteasome-mediated ubiquitin-dependent protein catabolic process; multicellular organism development. Gene Ontology annotation, cellular component: cytoplasm. The transcript is spliced from 2 exons. Gene Ontology annotation, molecular function: ubiquitin conjugating enzyme binding; ubiquitin protein ligase activity; zinc ion binding. Lineage: Eukaryota; Metazoa; Chordata; Actinopteri; Cypriniformes; Cyprinidae. Bases 943 to 1638 code for a protein of 231 amino acids. The record is from RefSeq and is a predicted model, not a curated record.